CAACGUCAUACAUAGACAGCCAUAGUUACCAUCGAAUCAAAAUCAUUCAUUGCUUGUAGGAAAACUGCCUAAAUACACAACUAAUAAACAUGAAUGUCAAUAUUUGCCAGCCUUGUGAAACACAAGAUAAGCACGAAGCAGCAAGUCACUGGUGUUCAAACUGCAAUGAACAACUCUGUGCUCAAUGUUCUGAUUAUCACAAAGCUCUUAAGAUCACUAAGGAUCACCAACUACUUACUCUUGAAGAAUACAAGGCAUUGUCACCUAAUAUUACGGAGAUAUCCCUUCAAUGCAAAAAUCACAAUGAAAACCCAAUUAGAUAUUACUGUCCGACUCAUAACACUCCGUGUUGUAGCUUGUGCAAGAUCAAUGACCAUAAUGAAUGCCAUGGCGUGGAAAAUAUUGAAGAAUUGGACCAAACAUCAGAAAAUGAAAGAAACUCAGAAAGCAUGUAUUCUAAAAUUGAUCACGCUAUUCAAAAGACGGAAAAGGCAUGUGCAGAAUUGUCGGAAAAUUUAAAGCAUCUUCAGCAUCAACGUAUAGAGUUUGUAGCAGCUUUUCAAGAUAGAAAGGAAAAAAUACAGAAAGUAAAGGACGAAAUAGAUACAAAAAAAGACCUGUUUGAGCAGGAAUAUGAAAUUAAAAGACAAAACAUUGAGAAACAAAAUGAAAAACUACAAAACCGUUGUGAUGAACUCAAGAAGAGAAAAGAAAGUAUGCAAAUUUUAUCCAAGUUAACAUGUGGCAAUAAAUGUCACGUUUUUCUGGCCAAAAAUUAUAUAAAGGAACAAAAUAAGAAGGAUGAAAUUGAAAUUCAACAUUUGGUCGAGCAGUUGACAGUUGAAAAUUGUCUAUUUAACAUUGAAUUUAAGUUAGAUCAACAAAAUGUGAAUAUAACAUUGGUUGCAAAUAUUUCUUUCAGUGCAGAUUCUUGCGCUUUCCAAGAUAACGAGCUAAACAUGGAGAAUAACGAUUCAUCUACUGUAGAAGAAGAGAACAGAUUAAUGGUACAGGAUCCUUGUCACAUGGACGCAUCUGUUUGUUCAACUAGUAACGAUGAGUCAAAAGGAGUUGCAAAAUCAAUGACAAAGUGGAAAAGUGAAGCAUGUCUCUUAAGUGAAGCAAAUAAAAAGUCUGAUGAAAGUUCAAAGUUAGUAACCAGAUUAAAAAGGGAUUCAGUGGAAACCAGACCUGUUUUCAAGCAUAAAUUCCGUUUUCAAAUUGAAAAGAAAAACCCAAACAUAUUCUUGAAGUGUGUGGGAAUUCUUCCAAGUGGUAAUUUAAUCAUAGGUGAAUGUUCCAAUCCUCGACUUCUGAUAUACUCCAAGACGGGUUGUAAAAAAGGAGAAAUGUCGCUUAAAACCCCUUCAACAGCAAUUACAGUUGUAAAUGAUACACAAAUCGCCGUUACAUCUGGGAAGAGUGUCUUAAUCGUUGAUGUGAAAAGGGUUGAUUCAAUGCAAAUUGCAAAUGAGAUAAAGUUAUUGGAUGAUUGUCAUGGAAUAGCCUAUGUAGACAAGUAUCUUGCAGUGAAUUGUGUAAAUGAGGGACUUAAACUGUUGACUUUGUCAGGAUUUAAUAAGUGCACUUAUUUUUAUCUAAAAGGUGUCCUGAAUAUUUGUGCAUAUCAAAGUAGAAUUGUAUUUAGUGCUAAAAGAAAUUCAGAGAUGGUUCAUCGUUUAAAUCUUGAGAGUAACAACCGGUUAAAUUCACGUUGUCCAAAUUUAUUUGGAGCGAAUGGGAUAACGAUAGAGUGCAAUGGAGACAUUUUUAUUACAUGUGAUAAAUCUAACAAGGUUUACAUGCUUCGAAAUGGGCCACCAAAAUGGAACAUUAUUCUGACCGAAGACAACGGUAUCGACAAACCAAAAGGUAUCGCAUAUGACAACAAAACAAAUGAAAUAUUCGUUCUAAAUAAUGACGGAAAAUCUAUAUGCAUUUUCGAAAGGAAAAUUAUGUAA
Messenger RNA from Mytilus trossulus (common blue mussel), 1961 nucleotides. RefSeq names its product E3 ubiquitin-protein ligase TRIM56-like. The transcript has 2 exons. Lineage: Eukaryota; Metazoa; Mollusca; Bivalvia; Mytilida; Mytilidae. Gene Ontology annotation, molecular function: zinc ion binding. The record is from RefSeq and is a predicted model, not a curated record. The coding region runs from base 90 to 1961 and encodes 623 amino acids.